Messenger RNA from Chanos chanos (milkfish), 519 nucleotides. RefSeq names its product transmembrane protein 263-B. The coding region runs from base 30 to 419 and encodes 129 amino acids. The record is from RefSeq and is a predicted model, not a curated record. NCBI's taxonomy places the organism in Eukaryota, Metazoa, Chordata, Actinopteri, Gonorynchiformes, Chanidae. The transcript is spliced from 3 exons.
GAUAUCAUUGUUAUUUUAUUGCUUCAGUAAUGAAGGGCCCAAACACAGAGACUGAGGUAGUGGAGGAGGGAGGUUCAUCACCAGUGGACUCCAAUAAUGAUGAACUCCCACCUUACUUGCGAGAAGAUCCACCAGAAGACGCAGAUAAGGAUCACCCGAAGACUGAGGCGGGCGUGGUUUGGAGGGUGACAGGAGGACUCUUCAAUUUGACCCGGGGCGCAGUUGGCGCCACCCUCGGUGGCGUAGCCUGGGUCGGAAGCAAGAGUUUCGAGUUGACCAAGACGGCCGUGACGAGUGUCCCAGCAGCUGGUGUGGGCCUGGUCAAAGGCAGCGUCUCCGUGGUGACCGGUGGAGUCGGAGCAGUCGGCUCAGCAGUGGCUAGUAAAGUUACGCCAAAGAAAAAGGACAAGUCUGACUAGAUUCACCGUAGUCUCACAAUCUCUGUUGACGUGCGUGCGUGUCUGCUGAGAUCUGGGAUGUUUUAGAGGAUCGUUUUGAAAUAUGGAUGUCAACUUUCUG